GGUUUCUACGUAUAUAUUCUGCGUCAAACGAUUUAACCGUACGCCACAGCCAGACGAGGAAAACAUCGCUUGAAGAAGUCGUUUUUACCUUAAAACCGAAGAAGCUCUUGGAGCCAUCUGAGGGCGUUUUUAAUUUAGGCUCUUUGGGCAACCAGAGUGUGAAGCCUAAAGAUGUCUCUGGCGGAUGAGCUCCUGGCAGAUUUGGAGGAGGCCGCAGAUGAGGGGGAUGAUGGCUUGUAUCCUCUGGAGGAGGAGGAGGAGGAAGGGGGGGAAAGUGAUGUAGAAGUAACACAGGGAAGGACAGAUGGAGGACUAGAAGACAUCCCAGAGGAGAUGGAGGUGGACUACAGCAAAGCUGAGAGUGUUGCGUCCAUCGCCAAGCUCCGCAAUGGCAAACAGUUUUCAGAGAUUAUGGACAAAAUUACAAUGUAUAGUGGAAAGCAGCGCAAGAACUCAGAGGUCUCAGGUCCAUUCGAGUCUGACCCAGAAUACAGACUGAUUGUCGUAGCCAAUAACCUCACAGUGGAGAUCGACAACGAGCUCAGUAUCAUUCACAAGUUUACUCGGGACAAGUACUCAAAGAGGUUCCCAGAGCUUGAGUCUUUGGUCCCGGAUUCUCUGGAUUACAUCCGCACAGUCAAAGAACUGGGGAACAAUCUGGAGAAAUGCAAGACCAAUGAAACUCUGCAGCAAAUCCUCACCAACGCCACUAUUAUGGUUGUCAGUGUCACAGCCUCGACAACACAGGGGACACUGCUGAGUGAGGAUGAACUGAAGCAACUGGAGGAGGCAUGUGACAUGGCUCUGGAGCUGAACCAGUCCAAACACAGGAUAUAUGAAUAUGUAGAGUCCAAGAUGUCAUUCAUUGCCCCAAAUCUGUCCAUCAUUGUUGGAGCGUCAACGGCUGCCAAGAUCAUGGGUAUCGCUGGUGGCCUCACUAACCUCUCCAAGAUGCCCGCCUGUAACCUGAUGCUGCUGGGAGCUCAGAGGAGAACGCUGUCUGGCUUCAGCAGCACCUCCCUGCUGCCCCACACCGGCUACAUCUACCACUGUGAUGUUGUGCAGUCACUACCACCCGACCUCAGGAGGAAGGCAGCUCGUCUGGUGUCUGCAAAAUGCACUCUGGCUGCCCGAGUGGACAGUUUCCAUGAGUGUGCAGUUGGCAAGGUUGGCUACGAUCUAAAAGAAGAAAUCGAGAGGAAGUUUGAUAAAUGGCAGGAGCCUCCGCCAGUGAAGCAGGUCAAGCCGCUGCCAGCCCCUCUGGAUGGACAGAGGAAGAAGAGAGGAGGACGGAGGUAUCGAAAGAUGAAGGAGCGUCUCGGACUGACUGAGAUCAGGAAACAUGCCAACAGAAUGACCUUCGCAGAGAUUGAAGAUGAUGCGUAUCAGGAGGACCUGGGUUUCAGUCUGGGUCAGCUGGGAAAGAGCGGGAGCGGACGUAUCAGGCAGGCUCAAGUCAAUGAGGCCACCAAAUCCAGAAUCUCCAAAUCCCUCCAGAGGACCUUGCAGAAGCAGAGCAUGACGUAUGGAGGAAAGUCCACAGUCAGAGACCGCUCCUCAGGAAUCAGCUCCAGUGUGGCGUUCACUCCUCUUCAGGGCUUGGAGAUAGUGAACCCACAGGCUGCAGAGAAGAAGGUGGCUGAAGCCAACCAGAAGUACUUCUCCAACAUGGCGGAGUUCCUCAAAGUCAAGAAAGAAGCUAAGCUGUGAACACCGACACACAUCCUCUCCCUGCACACGGACAGUUGCACUCAACACUGUAACGUGAUAGUAUAUUUUCAGUCUCGGUCAACAUUGUGCUUAGUCCUGUAUGUUUUUACUCUUUUGUUUUUUCCAUUUUAAUAAAACAUGAAGCUUUCACAAA
This is a messenger RNA of Anarrhichthys ocellatus (wolf-eel), 1864 nucleotides long. It is a transcript of the gene prpf31, whose product is annotated as PRP31 pre-mRNA processing factor 31 homolog (yeast). Gene Ontology annotation, cellular component: precatalytic spliceosome; U4 snRNP; U4/U6 x U5 tri-snRNP complex. NCBI's taxonomy places the organism in Eukaryota, Metazoa, Chordata, Actinopteri, Perciformes, Anarhichadidae. The transcript has 14 exons. Gene Ontology annotation, biological process: spliceosomal tri-snRNP complex assembly; mRNA splicing, via spliceosome. Bases 172 to 1710 code for a protein of 512 amino acids. The record is from RefSeq and is a predicted model, not a curated record.